Medicago truncatula (barrel medic) is the source of this 2688-nucleotide messenger RNA. Its product is annotated as G-type lectin S-receptor-like serine/threonine-protein kinase At4g27290. The transcript has 7 exons. Gene Ontology annotation, biological process: protein phosphorylation; recognition of pollen. Gene Ontology annotation, molecular function: protein serine/threonine kinase activity; ATP binding. The record is from RefSeq and is a predicted model, not a curated record. NCBI's taxonomy places the organism in Eukaryota, Viridiplantae, Streptophyta, Magnoliopsida, Fabales, Fabaceae. The coding region runs from base 31 to 2502 and encodes 823 amino acids.
UCAACUGAAUUAGGAAUUUGAUAUAAAAUUAUGAAAAUUAUGAGAGCAAUCAAAUCAAACACAGAAAGAAUGGAGAACAAUAACAAGGUGCUAAUGCUAAUGGUGUUUUGUUUCUUCUUUUGCUCCAUGCCCAAUUUAUCUACACAGAAAACUUUUACUACUAUUGCUCCAAAUCAGUUUAUGCAAUUUGGUGAUACUCUUGUUUCUGCAGCUGGGAUGUAUGAAGCAGGUUUUUUCAACUUUGGAGAUCCACAACAUCAAUACUUCGGUAUAUGGUACAAGAACAUAUCGCCAAGGACUAUUGUGUGGGUUGCCAAUAGAAAUACCCCGACACAAAACUCAACAGCAAUGUUGAAACUUAACGAUCAAGGAAGUCUUGAUAUUGUGGAUGGCUCCAAAGGCAUUAUCUGGUCCUCCAAUAUAUCAAGAAUUGUAGUGAAAUCAGUUGUUCAGCUUUUUGAUUCGGGAAAUCUUGUCCUGAGAGAUGCAAACAACUCUCAGAACUUUCUGUGGGAAAGUUUUGACUAUCCCGGUAACACUUUCCUUGCUGGAAUGAAGCUGAAAAGUAACUUAGUUACUGGUCCAUAUAGAUAUCUCACUUCUUGGAGAAACCCUCAAGAUCCUGCUGAAGGUGAGUAUUCAUAUAGGAUCGAUAUGGAUGGUUUUCCUCAACUGGUUACAGUAAAGGGAGCAAGAAUUCUGUAUAGAGGAGGACCAUGGAAUGGAUUUCUUUUCAGUGGUUCUCCCUGGCAAAGUUUGUCUAGAGUCUUGAAUUUCUCAGUAGUUUUCAGUGACAAAGAAGUCUCUUAUCAAUAUGAAACUUUGAACAGUUCAAUUAAUACUAGACUGGUGCUAGAUUCAAACGGAAUUUCACAACGUCUUCAAUGGUCAGAUAGGACACAAACUUGGGAGGCUAUAUCUUCUCGUCCUGUAGACCAGUGUGAUCCUUAUGACACUUGUGGUAUCAAUUCUAAUUGCAAUGUUGAUAUCUUUCCAAUAUGUAAAUGCUUGGAAGGUUUCAUGCCAAAAUUUCAACCAGAGUGGCAGUUGUCAAAUUGGGCUAGUGGGUGUGUAAGGAAAACACCUUUAAAUUGUCUCGACGAUGGGGAUGGAUUUUUACCGUACACAAACAUGAAGUUGCCAGACACGUCAACAUCUUGGUAUGACAAGAGCUUGAGCCUCGAGGAAUGUAAGACAAUGUGUUUGAAAAAUUGUUCUUGCACUGCAUAUGCAAAUUCAGAUGUCAGAGAUGGUGGGAGUGGCUGCUUACUUUGGUUUAACAACAUUGUGGACAUGAGAAAACAUCCUGACGUAGGACAAGACAUUUACAUACGAUUGGCAUCUUCAGAACUUGAUCAUAAAAAGAAUAAGAGGAACUCGAAGCUUGCUGGGACUGUCGCAGGAAUUAUAGGACUAAUUGUUCUUAUAUUGGUCACAUCAGUAUAUAGAAAGAAGCUUGGGUAUAUUAAAAAGUUAUUUCACAAGAAGGAAGAUAGUGACUUGUCAACAAUAUUUGAUUUUUCGACCAUCACCAAUGCAACAAAUCACUUCUCUAACAGAAACAAGUUAGGAGAAGGUGGUUUUGGACCAGUGUACAAGGGUAUAAUGGUAGAUGGCCAAGAGAUUGCUGUUAAGAGGCUAGCUAAAACAUCGAUACAAGGAUCCGAGGAGUUCAAAAAUGAAGUAAAGAUGAUGGCAACACUUCAACACCGUAAUCUAGUAAAACUUCUCGGCUGUUCUAUUCGACAAGAUGAAAAGUUGUUGAUCUACGAAUUCAUGCCCAAUAGAAGCUUGGAUUACUUUAUUUUUGAUACUAUGCGAAGCAAAUUACUAAAUUGGAAUAAGCGCCUGGAAAUUAUUAAUGGAAUUGCUCGAGGGCUGCUAUAUCUUCAUCAAGAUUCUACACAAAGAAUCAUACAUAGAGAUCUCAAGACAAGCAAUAUUCUUCUUGAUAUUGAUAUGAUCCCAAAGAUAUCAGAUUUUGGUUUAGCCAGAUCAUUUAUGGGAGACGAAGCCGAGGCUAAUACAAAUAGAGUGAUGGGAUCAUAUGGAUACAUGCCUCCAGAAUAUGCAGCGCAUGGAUCUUUCUCAAUAAAAUCUGAUGUUUUUAGCUUUGGAGUCGUUGUACUUGAGAUAAUUAGCGGUAGAAAGAAUCAUGGAUUUCGUGACCCUCUACAUCGUCUUAACCUUCUUGGUCAUGCAUGGAAACUAUGGAUUGAAGAAAGACCACUGGAGUUAAUAGCAGACAUAUUAUAUGAUGAUGAGGCCAUAUGUUCAGAAAUAAUAAGAUUUAUUCAUGUUGGUCUAUUGUGCGUACAGCAGCUACCAGAAGAUAGGCCUAAUAUGUCAUCUGUGGUCUUUAUGUUAAAGGGUGAAAAGUUACUCCCGAAACCAAAUGAACCCGGGUUCUACGCUGCAAGGGAUAAUACAAAUAGCAUGGAAUGUUCAUCUAAAGAGUGUUCAAUAAACGAAGCUUCAAUCUCAUUGUUAGAGGCCCGAUAGAAUGCCACUGUGUGUGAUAUUAAAUUUUGGUUUUGACAAAUAUAGAUAUAGAUAGAUCAUAGAACACUAAUGUGUUGUACAUGUGUAAUUUUAUUAGUCUGAUUCUUGAUAAAUUCCUGUUGUAAAAGCAGAUUUCAAAUACUUAUUUAAAAGAAGAUGCCAUUUAAAUCUGGUAUUGUAAAUCAA